CGGGCCCCGCGGGACCAUGGCCGCCAUUCGGGUGUAUUACACCAGCGUGACGGGUUCCAGGGAGGUGAAGCAGAGGCAGUCUGAGGUUCUUCGUAUCCUGGAUGGAAACCGCAUGAAGUACCAGCUGGUGGAUGUCUCCCUCAGUGAAUGUUUGCUGCAAGAGAUGAGGGACAAAGUUGGCAGAGCUGAUGCAGUCCCACCCCAGAUUUUUAAUGGAGACGAGUAUUGCGGGGACUUUGAGAUGCUGUAUGAAGCAACUGAAAAUGAAGAAGUUAAGAAAUUCCUUAAGGUAGCAGCUGUGGAUAGAGUGGCAAAAAACGUGGCAACGAUUUGAAGAGGUUGCUUUACAUAGGUGUUCAAUGCUUAAAAGCAUUUUUUUUUAAAAAAAAAACACGUUUAAAUAAAACAGGAAUUUUGUAUGUCAGAGAAAUUCAGCUCCCUAUGAAAGACAUGGGACUUGCAAAAAAUAGUGUCCGCUCUAUCAGCUUUUUGUACAAGGUUUACUAUGAGGACAGGGCAGUAACACCUUCCUCUGAUAGCAGAACACGAAAAGUGAGCCACCACUUUGUAGUAGGUGGGUGGACACACAAUUAAACACUUACUUGAAAUCUCUCCUACCAGAUAGAAAGAUUUUGACUCAUUUAGAACGCCAGUGUGUGAAAGACCAAAUGAAAUCUUAACUAGCUUUUGAAGUUGUGGCUUUGGAUACGAUAUUAUCUGGAUGAAUACAAUAAUAAAGUGAAGUUACUCAGA
This is a messenger RNA of Protobothrops mucrosquamatus (brown spotted pit viper), 753 nucleotides long. Its product is annotated as SH3 domain-binding glutamic acid-rich-like protein 3. The coding region runs from base 17 to 334 and encodes 105 amino acids. The transcript has 3 exons. Gene Ontology annotation, cellular component: cytoplasm. NCBI's taxonomy places the organism in Eukaryota, Metazoa, Chordata, Lepidosauria, Squamata, Viperidae. The record is from RefSeq and is a predicted model, not a curated record.